AUGGAGCUUCUACAUCCCCACCACCCACCCCAUCUCCACCGUUUAUCUUCGCCGACGAGGUUUUCGUCACCGGAGACGGCGGAAGUUACCGGAAUCCAUGGACAAACUAGCUCUGAGAAACUAUACAUAGCCGUAGGGAAAAAGGUUGGCAAAGCUCUCAGCUUGCUCCAAUGGAGUUUCAACCAAUUCAGUGGAUACGAAAUUUGCUUGCUUCACAUUCACAAACCUUCUCCUCUCAUCCCAACACUCUUGGGGAAAUUACCGGCGAGUCAAGCAAACAGUGAGUCUGUGAAUGCAUACAGAGGAGAAGAGAGGCAAAAGAUGAGGAAGCUACUAGAUCUUUACUUGACAACUUGUGCUCGAGCCAAGGUGAAAGCAAGUGUACUUGUAAUUGAAUCUGAACUUGUACCUAGAGGAAUUGUAGAAUUAGUAAAUAGACAGUGUAUUAAGAAACUCGUGAUGGGUGCUGUAACAUCAAGCUGCAUAAAGAUGAGGAGUUCUCGUAAAGUAGAUUAUGCUUCGAGAAAGGCACCUCCUUUUUGUGAAAUAUGGUUUGUUAUCAAAGGGAAGCAUGGAUGGGUUAGAGAAGCUUCCGAAAGCCGAGAAGUUUCAAGUGAUCGAUCAUUUCGCCUUAGUAAAAGUUAUCUGUCUCUCGCCCUUGGAAAUCUGCGGUCUAGUUCGAGUAGAAACUUGGUUUCAAGUGAGAUAUUCAGCAGAGUUGAGGCUGAUGUGAUUGAUACUGAAGUUCCAAUGCUCUUAUCAAGCACUAAAAGUGGUGUCUGCGGUUCUGUAUUCGUGUCUGAAGAGAGAAGGAUACCGUCAUUAGAUUCUGAUUCAUAUGAAUCUGCACAUGCCCGUCAAAUAAAGCUCAGGGAAAAUGCUGAAAGUGAACUAAAAAGAAUCAUAAACCAACAGGAGAAGCUUUUGGAGGAAAAAGCGGAGCUCUCUAGACGGCUACAAAGAACAACGAGAAACGUUGCUCUCUUGAACUGUCAUACUCAUGGAGCAAGUCGACGGUGUACUAAAGUAUCAACAGAGCUAAAACUCGUGGAAUUGUCUAUCGCCGAGUUACGGCUUGAAAAACAGAAGAUCCAAAGGCAGAAUGUGGAAGCUAAGUGUUGGAUAGAACGGUGGAAAAACGCAGGAUCAUUGAGUUGCAAUGAGUUUGUUGGAAUUUCCGGCGAUGGUAUGCCUGAGCUGGCUGAGUUUUCUUUGUCAGAACUCGAAUCAGCCACGUUCUGUUUCUCGGAGAGUUUCAAGUUGGGACAAGGAGGGAACAACGGGUGUAUCUACAAAGGAGAAAUGAUGGGAAGAACCGUUGCAAUAAAGCGAAUGCAUCCACAUAAUAUGAACUUGCAACAAGAAUUUCAACAAGAAGUUCAGAUUCUCAGCAAACUACAACAUCCUCAUCUCGUUACACUGUUUGGCUACUGUCCUGAAGCAUGGUCACUUGUGUAUGAGUACCUACCAAACGGUAAUCUACAAGAUCAGCUUUUCUGUAAAACCGAUAUAUCUCCUUUGACUUGGGUGACUCGAACUCGGAUUAUAGCUGAAAUCUCAAGUGCUCUCUGUUUCUUGCACUCCGUAAAACCUGAAAGGAUAGUUCACAGCGAUCUCAAACCCGAAAACAUACUUCGUGACUCCAAACUCACUUCCAAAAUAUGCGAUUUCGGAAUCUGCAGGUUGGUAUUUAACGAAGAGGCUAACGGAAGAGCUUUUCCAUAUACUGAUCCAGAGUUAAAUAGGUUUGGAGUCUUAACUCCCAAAUCCGACAUUUACUCGUUUGGCAUUAUCAUCUUGCAAAUGCUCACAGGAAAACCGCCUUUUGAGUUGGUCGGACAAAUGCGAAAAGCCUUGUCCUCGGGGAAGUUAGCCUCAGUUUUGGAUAUAAAAGCUGGAGAAUGGCCAACUUUUGUGGCCGGUCAGCUUGCAAACAUCGGGUUACGGUGCUGUGAACCGAACAGCAAAGACCGGCCUGAGCUAACACCGUCUCUUGUGAGGGAAUUGGAGCAGUUGCAUGCUCCAAAAGAACGAGCUGUGCCAUCUUUCUACUUGUGCCCCAUCCUUCAGGAGAUAAUGUAUGAUCCACAAAUUGCAGAAGAUGGAUUCACAUACGAAGGAGAAGCGAUACGAUCAUGGUUGAGAAACGGGCACGAGACCUCACCGAUGACUAAUCUGAAGCUAAGUAGUCUGUAUCUCACGCCUAACCACGGUUUACGCCUUGCAAUUCAAGAUUGGCUCUGCAAAUCUUGA
Arabis nemorensis is the source of this 2253-nucleotide messenger RNA. Lineage: Eukaryota; Viridiplantae; Streptophyta; Magnoliopsida; Brassicales; Brassicaceae. The record is from the annotation of a GenBank genome assembly.